Messenger RNA from Saccostrea cuccullata (small rock oyster), 582 nucleotides. RefSeq lists its product as uncharacterized. NCBI's taxonomy places the organism in Eukaryota, Metazoa, Mollusca, Bivalvia, Ostreida, Ostreidae. The record is from RefSeq and is a predicted model, not a curated record. The annotation marks the transcript as partial. The transcript is spliced from 6 exons.
GUGCUUUAUACUGUGUGUCCUGUUCUGAUUCUGUCUCUCCAAGACAUUGUCACACCGUCAAAAAAUGCAGUGAGGGAGAGGUUUGCUUCAAGGAGAGCCAUGCGUCUGAAAACGGAUUAACUGUGUUCGAUACUGGCUGUGCAAGUCCCCAGUCGUGUCAAUUACACCCCGAAGCUGAUGUGAGAACUCUGCAUGGAGUGGAUCCAAAUAAUCAUCAAUGCAUGAAGUGUUGUUCUUCUCAUCUUUGUAACAACCAGGGAUGUGGACAACCAGGAUAUCCCUUAAGUAGAGGCCCAGUUUGCUUCAACUGUCCACAAGUAUCAGAUCCAAUGCUCUGUGACAAACUGAAAGUUUGCGAAUUGAAUCAGGCGUGUGUUUCGAGUCUUUCGAGUGUUGACAUUAUUGGAAAAAGAAAUAUUGAAAAAUGCUCGAAAUGCUGCCAGGAAGAUUUAUGUAACAACCAAUACUUUGAUAUGUUCUCGUCAAUGUCAUCAACAACGACAACAUUGAAGACAACGACACCAGCUGAUUCUACAAUGAGGCCGACAAACUCGAUGUCGACAACCCAACAAACCUACACAG